Messenger RNA from Psilocybe cubensis, 918 nucleotides. RefSeq lists its product as uncharacterized. Lineage: Eukaryota; Fungi; Basidiomycota; Agaricomycetes; Agaricales; Agrocybaceae. The transcript is spliced from 7 exons. Gene Ontology annotation, molecular function: RNA binding. The coding region runs from base 1 to 918 and encodes 305 amino acids. The record is from RefSeq and is a predicted model, not a curated record. Gene Ontology annotation, biological process: exonucleolytic trimming to generate mature 3'-end of 5.8S rRNA from tricistronic rRNA transcript (SSU-rRNA, 5.8S rRNA, LSU-rRNA); TRAMP-dependent tRNA surveillance pathway; U4 snRNA 3'-end processing. Gene Ontology annotation, cellular component: nuclear exosome (RNase complex); cytoplasmic exosome (RNase complex).
AUGAUUUCCUUUACUUCAUUUCCCUCAAAGCCCCAAGCAACCAGCUACGCAAGCUCAAGUCAAUAUGGAGAGUCAAAGAGAGACCUUAUGGACAUUGACGAUGAAGAUUUUGAAUCGCAAGGAUCUAAAUUGACCUGCCCCGGAGAUGGUCAUGGAACAUACAUUGAUGAUGAUGAGGUUAUUGCUUCUGUGGCUGGGACGAUUGAACGAGUAAAUAAGCUGAUCACCGUUCGGGCCAUCCGAAGUCGGUACAACCCCGAAGUAGGGGAUCUAGUUGUAGGGAGGAUAACGGAAGUUCAACCUAGAAGAUGGAAAGUUGACGCCCAUUCAAGACAGGACGCUGUUCUGAUGCUAUCAUCAGUAAAUUUGCCUGGCGGGGUUCAACGGCGAAAAUUAGAAAGUGAUGAGCUCCAGAUGCGUGGUUUUUUUGAAGAGGGUGACCUUUUGGUCGCAGAAGUCCAAGCUUUCUUCUCAGAUGGCGCCAUGUCUCUCCAUACACGAUCAUUGAAAUAUGGGAAGUUGCGAAACGGACAACUGGUUGUUGUCCCGCCUAUCUUAGUGCGCCGUCUCAAGUCUCACUUCCUGACACUACCAUGUGGCGUCGAUCUCAUUCUUGGUCUAAAUGGUUACAUCUGGGUAAGCAAACACGUAAAGGAAAGUGAACAAGAGGGGGAGGAAGGGUUUGACGCAGAGGCGGUGUACUCCAACGUAAACGAUGACAUAGAUGAACCGACAAGAACGGCAAUCUCGAGAGUGACACACAUAAUUCGCGUGCUAACCUCCCACUUUAUCCCACUUUCCGACACCUUAUUGCUGGAGGCAUAUGAAUGGGCCGUGGAGCAUGAGAGCGACGUUAGAGAUCUACUCCAGCAAGAUUUUGGCGAUGCCCUAGUUUCUUCCGUCGUGUCCGGGAAGUGA